CGGUUUGAUUUUGGCGAAAACUUUUGACGCAUGCGCGUUGCGGACAGCGACCGAGGCGCGAUGGCUGCGGGGAGUGAGCCGCUGGUGUCUCUGGUAGAAGAAUUUGUCUCAGGGCUGCAGGACAACAAGGCCAAAGACACGGCGACAGGCAUCAAAGAUGGACAGUUCACAGUACUACAGCUGGUGGAAGCACUGGGACCAUCUCUCACCAGCUCCCAGCCUCACACACGAGCUCGAGGAGUCCAGCUGCUUUCCCAAGUCCUACAAGAAUGCUUCGGUGGGCUCUCCGAAAAAGAAGUGGAAGUGCUCAUAGCGUUCUAUGAAAACAGGCUGAAGGACCACCAUGUCAUUACACCAUUUGUCUUGCAAGGACUGAGAGCACUGACAAAUUGUACAGUACUGCCACCUGGUUCUGCUGUGUCCAUGCUGAGGUCCCUGUUUCAGGAUGUACAUGUGCAGUCCCUGAUGAUGACAGAGCGUGCCUGUGUCUACAACAUGCUCAUCAACCUCAUGGAGUCAAGAGAACAAGAACUGAAGGGCCUGGGGGCGGACUUUGUCUUUGGCUUUGUCCAAUCAAUGGACGGCGAAAGGGAUCCCCGCAACCUCCUACUGGCCUUCCAGAUUGCCAAGAACAUCAUCCAAAGAGGCUAUGAUAUGGGUAAAUUCACCGAGGAGCUGUUCGAAGUGACGUCCUGUUAUUUCCCCAUCGACUUCAGCCCUCCUUCCAACGACCCCCACGGUAUCACUCAGGAGGAACUGAUCGUGUCUCUUCGGGCUGUUCUCGCUGGAACACAACGCUUUGCUGAGUUUCUGUUGCCUCUAAUCAUUGAGAAGCUGGACUCAGAUGUUCAGAGUGCCAAGUUGGACUCACUUCAGACUCUGACUGCUUGUGCAUCGAUAUAUGACUAUAAAGACCUGGCAGAAUUCCUUCCAGGGCUCUGGGCUUCGCUGCGCAGAGAGGUGUUUCAGACAGCCAGCGAGAAGAUAGAGUCUGCAGGUCUGGCCACCGUUUCGGCACUCACAUCCUGUCUCUCCCGCUCAGUCCUCAGCUCAGACUCUGAAGACUCGCUCAGCGUCUUCCUUGACCUCAUCCUUGAUGACUGCCAGCAUCAUCUGAGUGAGCCGGACCUGAAGCUGGUGUGGCCCAGUGCCAAACUGCUGCAGGCUGCCUCUAGUGCCUCCUACAGGGCAAGCCUUAUCGUGGCAGCUGCAGUCAUGCCCUCUCUCACAGAGCAGUACAACAACAGGACAGAGUGUUCUCAGAGGCGCACGCUGCUAGAGGUGCUGCAUCGCUUCAUCCAGCCAGCCAAAACCAGCCAAUCAGCAGAGGAUGAGAAUGUGUUUGUGGUCUUCCGCGAGUCCUUGUGCACCAUUGUGUUCUCGGCGCUAUCGGAGAACAAUGCUGACCUGCAGAUCACGGCCAUAGUUUUCCUUACCACGCUGGGGCAACAGAAGGGUCUGCUGUUGGAGAAAGACGUGGAGCUGGCUGCAGAUCACCUGACCAGAUUGCUGCAGGAAGAGGAAGAUGAUAAAGUUUGUCUCGCCGUGGUGGAAUGUGCCGGAGCCCUGGCCAAAUUGCAUCCAAAAGCAUUCACCAAAAUGAUCCCAAAAAUUAAACAGGAGAUAUUUGCUGAGCCCAUGGUCGAAGAGGACAACAGCACACUGUCAAAAAAACCUUCCCAUCAUGCACUGCGGCAGCGGUGUGUAUCGGCUCUGGCGGCAGUGUCGGUCCAGCCAAGUCUGGUCCAGGAGAGCACAGCUGUCCUGCUUGAGGUCCUCACCUUGGCACAUACAGGCAGCGCUGACUUCUCGCUGGAGGAGGUGGUGUCUGUGUGUCACAGCCUCCAGAGGAUAGCGCAGCACACUGUAGACGCCGAGGAGACGGGCCGCUGCUUCCAUGAAAUCAUCAUUCCACGCCUGCUGACUCUUGCCCUGCAGGCAGCCCUGUGUGAGGAGGAGUCAUCUGCUCGUUGUAGUCCUAUGGUGGAGGAGGCAGUCCUGUCAGCCAUGGUCCCCAUCAUCAGCACCGCUUGUGCCAGGCUGCAGCCCACACUCGCAGGCCAGACAGCGUCAAGAGCCGUCUCUCUCUUCCUGGACGGAGAUGUCUCGUUUCUGUCUGACAACUCCUUCCCCUCGCACAUUCGGCUACUCAAGAAUCAGGAGGGAGACUCUGGGAAGAAGUCCCAGCUGGUGUGCCUGCUCAUGGGCUGCGUGUGCUCGUUGCCCCGCAGUGUGGAGGUUCCCCAGAUAGACAGAUUGCUGUCUGAGUUGGAGGAGCUGAGCUGUACCUGCAGCCUCCCGCUCUCAUACGUCUCCGCUGCCAAGUGUUUCGCCGGGCUGGUUAACAAGAGACCACAGGGCGAGGCUCUAGACUCCUUAAUACAGCGGACCAUUAAGAGAAUGUGCCGUGAGUUGGACUCUCCCUCCUCUCCUUUGCGGAUACAGGCCUUCACUCUUAUGGUCUGGGUAGCCAAGGCACUGCUGCUCAGAUACCAUCCUCUGUCUGCAGCCCUGACCGAGAAGCUCUUUUCCCUGUUCAAUGACCCUGAGCUGGGUUCACUGACGGCAGACGGCUUCUCCUUGCUGAUGAGCGACCAUUCCGACGUGUUGAACCGCAGUUGCCAUGCGGAUGUGCGCAUCAUGUACCGCCAGCGCUUCUUCACCGAGAACUCCGCCAAGCUGGUGAGGGGCUUCAGCUCAGCCCCAUCAGAGAUGAAGUCCAACUACCUGAAGGCGCUAUCCAAUAUGGUCAAUAACCUGCCCAAACAAGUUCAGAUCUCUGAGCUACCACCGCUGCUGUCACUGCUGCUGGAGGCCUUGUCUGGUCCAGACCAUGGGGUCCACCUGUCGACUCUGUCUUGCCUGCAGCCGGCCUUACUCAACCCUUCUCCAGCUGUCAUACAGCAGCUGGAGGCGCUGGUCACCAGGCUCCUGGCCCUCACCUCCAGUCCAGUCAUGAAAGUACGAAUUGCCACGCUAAGGUGUAUCCACGACGUGUCCCAAUUCCCUGAACAUGAGGUGCUUCCUUUCCGUACCAGGGUGCUGCGGGCCCUGGCCAAACCUCUGGAUGACAAGAAGAGGAUGGUGAGGAACGAGGCCGUACAGGCACGGGGAGCAUGGUUCCUCUUGGGAAGUCCGGGGGGCAAGUGAUGGCCCUACCCCAACCCUCAUCCAGAGCCUCCAAACUCUGACUUGGCUUGAAGGAGAGAGGAUAAGCUCUGGGGAAAGAGGGCCAGACUUAAACCUCAGCACAGGAGCCUCUUCUGGGUCAAACCGUUUAGCAUUUGAUUCUCCAGCAUCCAUCCUCCCCGCAACUCACCUUUCUAACUAAACUCCCUCCAUUCUUUAGCUUUUCCGAGAAUAUCUGCUUUUUGCUUUUUUUCCACCGCUUCUAUUUUUAUGAACGCACAAAGUAUUUUACAUUGACUGAGCAUGCCAGCGUAUCAGCAGCGACUGCUGGGGUAGCAUCGAGAUCUACAUAGAAUGUGAACGAGCAUUGUAUUAAUAAUGGAUUCGCGUCCCUUCGAUUUGACGUACAACCAGGUAGCGGUAGUUAUACAAAAAUCACGGUAGUAGUCUGCCGGGUUUUCUUUUAACGCCAUUAAAAGACGCCGGUGGGGGCAGCUGCCUGUGGCACGUGUGGGGUUUUAGAAGAGCGCCGCCCGUCGCGUCAUGUCGAGAGUGAAGGGUGCGGGGGUGUACCGGCAAAUUUCUGCACAACACCUCAAAUCACACAACCUCCACCCCCCACCCCCACCCCCCCAGCAGCUUUGAAUAACCUACCAGAUCUCAGCAGCGGUCAGCGGGGCGUCGCACCAGCGGGACGUUUCCCACGAGCGUUUGGGUCGUUCAGCUCAUCCUUAGGUCCAAGUCUGGGAUAUUAGCUCGAGACAAGCAGAGCCCUUUCCGCCAUGUGCACCUAUAGGCCAGCCACGUGAGAUCUCCGAGAACGGCGCGUGAACCAAGCGAAGCACCGAGCAUCGUAUCAACCGCACGAGCGCGAUGUGAGGCGAAACCAGCCAACCGUGCGCCACGCGUACUCCCCGGUAGCCCACGGCGGCGACACGAGGCUUGGGGGGACUUCCGCUGAUGGCGGGUUUUAAGUUCAUUUUACAUGAUUUGAAUAUUUAGGACGUUGUUAAGGAUUAAAAUUGGGACUUGAGUGUCAUGUGUUGAACCGUUGCCU
Lampris incognitus (smalleye Pacific opah) is the source of this 4186-nucleotide messenger RNA. It is a transcript of the gene mms19, whose product is annotated as MMS19 homolog, cytosolic iron-sulfur assembly component. Gene Ontology annotation, cellular component: cytosolic [4Fe-4S] assembly targeting complex; MMXD complex. The record is from RefSeq and is a predicted model, not a curated record. Gene Ontology annotation, biological process: iron-sulfur cluster assembly. The coding region runs from base 31 to 3150 and encodes 1039 amino acids. The transcript has 31 exons. Lineage: Eukaryota; Metazoa; Chordata; Actinopteri; Lampriformes; Lampridae.